Molecule: messenger RNA, 1008 nt
Organism: Elgaria multicarinata webbii
Lineage: Eukaryota; Metazoa; Chordata; Lepidosauria; Squamata; Anguidae
Gene: PIP5KL1
Product: phosphatidylinositol-4-phosphate 5-kinase like 1
Exons: 4
Coding region: 27-932 (301 amino acids)
Biological process (GO): phosphatidylinositol phosphate biosynthetic process
Cellular component (GO): plasma membrane
Molecular function (GO): 1-phosphatidylinositol-4-phosphate 5-kinase activity
Source: RefSeq, a predicted model, not a curated record
UCUGCCUCUAGAAAUACUUCAUCAUCAUGCAGAGUAUCUUCUACCCGCACGAGAGGAUUGUCGAGCGCUAUGACAUCAAAGGCUGCCAGCUUGACCGGUGGAGCGACGCAGCGCCGGAAGGCAGCGAAAUCAUUGUGGUCUUGAAGGAUCUCAACUUUGGAGAAAACGUCAUCUGUCUCGAUGAGCAGCGGGCCUGGUUCAUUCAGCAAGUCGAACUGGACACACAAUUCCUCAAGGAUUUGGAUGUGAUGGAUUACAGUCUCCUGGUGGGGCUGCAGCCUCUGCAUGAGGACGAGCGGAUCCUGAACAAGGCGCUUGCCAAUAUCAUCGCCAGGACAGUGUCGGUCAGCUGCAAGGGCUCCUUCUGUACCAACGAACCGGCCGGUGCUGAACCCAAAUACAUGCCCCUGUUGCCCCCCAUUGCUAGCACGAUCCCCUCCAACCUGGAACAGUCGUACACCUUGUCCCCCGAAAGCAAAAGCUCCAUCCAAGAUGUCCUAGCCCUGUACCUCAGCCGGCGUCACAGCAGUGAGAAGGACCAGGAGGCGUCAACGCAGAGCCAGACCUUCAUGCGGGACGUUCUGGUGCCCUACUUGAUGCGGGAAAGCGGGAACGACCCUGCGUCCAACUCCUCCACCAGGGUGGAACUCUUGCUGCAGAGCCUGAGCCUGCACAGCCUGGAGGAAGACCCCUCGUACAUCUUGGAAAACAGACGCCUGCUGCCCAGCUGCAGAAACCCCUUGCAUGUCAUCGACGGGCCGGACUACCGCUACUUCAUCGGCAUCAUCGACCUCUUCACAGUGUACAGCUUCCGCAAGAAGAUGGAGCACCUCUGGAAAAGCAUCCGCUACCGCGGGCAAAACUUCUCCACGGUCGGCCCGGCCUGCUACGCUAGGAGGCUUUGCCAGUGGGUGGAAGACCACACCACAUGAGCAGGGGGCGUCGGGGCGGGUGAGGGAAACGUCCUCGGCCUUUCUCCAGAGUCCCCAGAUCCCUGCGUGACUCGCA